GUUGGUGCACUCCCAGAGGUAGCGGGGACUGAGUGUUGUGACAUGCCGUCCCAACAGCUCUCCGCUGUAUCUACCAGUUUCACACGAGGAUUUCCAUAACAAAGUAUCCAAAAAUAAGCAACCCAUCGCAGUUUUGUGUGGGUGUUCGGACGUGUGGGGCGGAGAAUUCUGUAUAAAAACUUGGUGCCGAGUACCGACCAGGCAUACGUGCGAAAUGUAUCUUCUGCUGGCAGUAGCGGCGGCCCUAGCGGCAUCAGCUGCCCAGAGUCCAAGUCACGCGUAUGAGAGCAAUAAAGAGUACAUCUACGAGUAUGAAACACAGGCUCUCACCGGAAUACCUCAAGGAAGUACCAUCUACUCCGGUAUGAAAAUCAAAUCCGAUAUCAAAAUCCAGUUCCGUUCCAGAUCCUCUGCCACCUUAAAGAUGGACAAAAUACGCAUAGGCCGGAUCAAUGAUCCGAUCGAGUCGGUGAACCCAACCCAACAGCAGGUGCCUGAGGAGUAUUUUAGACCCCUCGUGGGAAAGGACGCCGAACAGAUGAUAAAGGACUUGUCUAGACCCAUCAAUUUCAGAUACAUCCGUGGCAACGUCCGCGAUAUUCAGCAAGAAGCAGACGACCCGGAAUGGUCCGUCAAUGUUAAGAAAGGUCUGCUCAGCAUUAUGGAAAUGAAUCUGGAGAAAAGAAAACGACUUCAACACAGUAGUUCCAUUCCUCAAGUUCUCCGUCCCAUGUCUUCCAAUGAGGGUUCUAUGUAUAAUGUUAUGGAGCCUAGCAUUGGCGGUGAAUGUGAAACUUUGUACAAAGUCAAACCUCUGACAUCAACCAGUGGUGAUCCCCAAAUUCAUGUGACCAAAGUAAGAAACUACGACAACUGCAUAAAUAGACCGAAGUAUUUCGCCUCCAUAUUUCAUGGGAAACAGUGCGCUGAAUGUAUUAAGGCACGGUCUGAGCCCCUGAAGUCCGUGUCACUGGUCCGAUACACACUGAUAGGAAGUUCUAGACUGUUCCAGAUCCAGAGCGCCAUCUCUGAAAGCCAGCACGUAUUUACUCCAUACUCUGACAAAGGCGGCAGUAUCGCUACUUAUCUAAACCAGACUUUGAAUUUAGUCAAAGUUGGAAUUGUCAAAGAAAGUCUGUCGCAGCCAAAAAAUCGAAUGAAGGUAAACGAUGGACUACUGUACGCAUCCCGCGAGAUUGAAUCACGCAACGAACACUCUGGCAGCUCACAGCAAUCGCCAUCCUCCAAACAGAGUCCCACACCAAAACCAAUCAGCCAGCUUCUGCAGAAAACGGCAAACCAAUCAAAAGAAAGGAUAAGGAAAUUAUUGAAGAUGUUGGAGGAGUUUAUGAAGCCCUAUAUCCAGGAAGAGGCUGGCCCGCUAAUGAUGUCGCUAUUGGAAGAAAUCCGAAAGGCUGACGUCGAGAGUUUGAAGGCGGUAUUCCGCGAAACGGUCCAAACUGCGUCCUCAGACAAAAAGAAAUUGAAGAUGCUGAUGGAUCUCCUGCCGUCUGCUGGGACCGCCCCCGCCACAAAAGUGCUUGUCGACGCUAUCAUGAAUGAUCAGAUCUCAAAGCCGGAGGCCAUCAUUGCUCUAAAUAUUCUAUCCUUAUCAGCCCGACCAGAAGUUCUCAUCGCCAAAAAACUUUUGGACCUUACACAGAGCAGCAAACUGUCGCAAAAUCGAGUUUUGAAGAGGACAGUCUUUCUCUGUUUGGGAGCAGUAGCUGGAAAGCUGAGCGAAGAAGAGCGGGAAAAGUAUCGUGAAAUUUCACAACAAGAGGUGACCGUACGGACACUUCUUGCAAAGGAAUCAAAUUCGCAAAGCAGAAAAAAAUUGAAGUCGAAGAAGGUGGAGUUGGAGGAUAGGAAAAAGAAGGAAAAACGCAUUCACGCUCAAAUCAAACAAGAAAUCGUUAAGGAGAUCCAGAUGUUAAUGAAGUCAACUGUAUUGGAUGAUAAAAUGUUAAGCUUUAAGACUGCUGGGAACGCCGGACUUCGUGAGUUGAUUCCCAGUGUCAGAACUUACAUCGAGGAUAAAUCCCAACCACAGAUCCUCAGAACGCAAGCCAUCUACAGUCUUAGAAAACUCACCAGUCGAUAUCCCCACGAUAUUCACUCAAUGCUGCUGCCCAGAUAUUUUGAUCGAACAGAAAAAGAGGAGGUUCGAAUAUCCUCAUACUUAGUUAUGGCAUCCACCGACCCUUCCCGUCAGAUCCUAGAGAUGGUCGCCCAUUCACUACACAAGGAGACCAAUCCACACGUUGGGACAUUUGUUUACACACACCUGGAGCAGUUGUCCAAUAGUACAUACCCCUGCCUCUUGUCUUGGGCGAAGAACGCAACAUUUGCUCUGCGUUUUGCGAAGAAAUUUAACCCAAUGUUUUACUACUCCAGAUUCCUCCAUCUAUCUGGAUAUGCAGAUAAGGUCAAAAUGGGAGCAGCUGUAGAUCUUGGUCUCAUUACAUCUCCAGAAGAGUUCAUUCCACGAGCUGGUGCUGUACAUCUUAACACGCAUGUUCUUGGGAGUUCUAUUAACCUCGCUGAGGUCGGAUUCAACACUGAGGGAUUGCAAACACUUGUUUCAAAAUUGAUUAGUCCUCUAAAUGAACUUACAAAAGACAAAUCAGUUGUAGAAGUACUUAAACAACGAAUGCGCCGCAGUACACAGACGCAAGAAACUUCCAAUGAUCCUAUAAGUCAAAUUCACCAAAAGUUGAAAGUAUCACCUCGCACAAGUCCUGACCCCAAAGGUCAUCUGUACAUAAAACUGAUGGGCAAUGAACUACAAUAUCUAACUCUGGAUAGCAACUUGGUAGACACAUUGCUAAAAGAAGGGAAGAUUUUGCUAGGUGUGACAGAGCAAAAGUUGAGCAGUGGACUGGACCUCGACAUACACAAAUCCCUGGUGCCUCUUGAUGCUGACACUAUGAUUCCAACUGAGUCUGGUCUGCCACUCCGCAUGAAACUCCGUGGAAUGGCUGCAAUAAAAGUAACGGGCAAAGUCAGUGUGUCAGGACUUCCUUCCAUUUUCAAAAUCAUCCGUGCAGACCAACUUAAAAAAGAUAUCACUUUGAAUUUGGAACUGAGACCAAGCGUAUUUGUUGACAUCCGUGGGGAAAUGGAAAUGGAUGCAGUAUACUUUAAAUCUGGAGUUUCUAUUAAAACCAUGGCACACGUGGAGACGCCUCUUUCAGUCUCUGCUUCCGUCAACCUUCCAAAGGCCAAAGUUAUCGCUAAAGUUAACGUUGAAAAAUUGAGUGAGAGAGUGGCUAAACUGGAAAUUUCCCCAUCAGCAUAUUUGAAAGAAGUGCCGUCUGACAUAUCAAAAUAUCCUAGACCGAGAGAAUUGCAAGACAUCAGGGCUGCAGAAGGAGCGAAAGUGAUUCCAUUGUCGUUCGCAAUUGGAAAACGUAUUUUGGGUCUUGAAGUAGGAAUAAAUGGACAAGCUGUUGUCAGUGAUUUUGAGAUGAAUGUUCCAUACUACCCCAUGAUUGGAAAGCAAGAACUGGUUAUCACUCUUUCUCCAGGACUAAAUCCCCAGAAAUAUCUUGAAGUUCAACUUCAAGUACUGACCCCAAAACCAGAGUCUACCCAACAACAAUCAACCUCAGAUAAAAAUAAGAGUUCAAGUCAAGGAGGGAUCCUUUCUUGGCUCGGAAGUUUAGUAGGUAGCGAUCAACCUUCUCAGAGUCCAUCAUCUUCCUCUUCAUCCUCGCCUUCUGCUCCUCCAAAGGACAUCCAAGUAAAAGAUCCUACAUUAACAGCACUCAUUGAACAUUUAAAAGACUCGCAGUCUGCCCAGUCUGAGAAAUCAGUCGUAUCACGCAACAACAGUGUUGGAAUUCUUCUAAAUGUCUUAGGGAUAGAUGAGUCAAGGUCUAUCAAACGGCAUCUUCAAGUUAGUGUUGCAGCUGGAUUGGAUAUCAACUCGAGGACAACCUCUAUUAUCUUGUCUCUGGAUAGGUCUCCUGUUCCAGAGAUAGAAACAAAACCGUGGAAGAUUGAUGUUGCCAUCAACGUCAAUUUACCAACAAGACUUGUAGAUCCAUCGGAAUUGUUGUCCAAAUCAUAUCAGAAGGAACUUGAAAAACAAAUACAGGUUCAUAUAAGGAGGCAUGGGGAAUCUGAAUACCAUAGGCAGAUCGACCGAGAAGUACCGCGCCAACAGACUAAAGUUCUCCAACAACUAUUAAGUUCAACAGACACGCAGCAAAUUAUCGAUGAAGUCGUGAACACUGAAAUCAGUCAAUCAGAGGAGCCUUCGCUGAAUACUCAAGAUAAGAAAAUUAACAAACUUAUUAGAAAACAGAAACAAAUUUUGAAAGAAGUGAAGAAUAUCCAUCGAAGAGCAUCAGAUCCGUUAAGAGUUAAGAGUGUGAGAUCAAUGCUGUCAUCGGUGAUGAGAAAGUCAGAGAGAGUGAAAAAAGACGUAGAAAAAGAAAUAAGAUCUGUUCCAAGCAAUGAAGAAUCUGACACUCUAAAUAAAUAUUCCGUUUUACUUCAACAAAUAGUUGAACAAAUAUUGGAGGAAUCUGUUCGUUCUUCAAAGCAAUCGUUGUCGUCGAAAGACCAACAAGCUGUGGAGAAAUCACUAGAAACAAGCAAAGAAUCAUUGAGAACGAUACUGCAGCAACAGAGUUUACCCCUGGUGAAACCGUCUCAUUCUCAAUCCGGUACUGUUGAUCCCCAGUCUCCAGCUGAGUCUUCACAACAACAGCAAAGACAAUCAGAACAAUCACAACAGGGAUCAACGCAACGACAGAAACCAAUGCAAGAGUCUCAGCAACAGUCUCAAGACGGAGUGUCUCCAUCUAGUCCACAGCCAGGUGUACAGUCUUCAACAUCAAAUAGUCAGUUCCUACCAACCAGUAGUAGUCAGUCUCCUUUGACCAAGUCGGUGUUAGAUCUUCUACAGAAACAGACGGAAGCGAUUCAAGAAAUUACAAAAUCAAAAGAAGCGGAGGGAAUGAAAAGCAUUGACGAGAAGAAAAUAAAAGAAGCAGUGUAUUUAGCACAGGGUGUUGAUGAAAAGAUACGUGAAGAAGCUUCGACCUCAUCUCCUCAAGAUUUUGAAAGACUAAACCAGAAGUUGUUAAAAUCUGUUAUUCAACAACAACAAAUUACAAAAUGUUUAGAGCAAAGAAUAACAAAAUCGUAUCCUAAACAGUCCGAAAAGCAGAAGAAAGAGAUCAAGAAAUUAAUACAGCAAAGCAAACUUGAAACUGAUAAAAUGUCAAAGAUAAUGGCAGUGUCAAUCCAACACGAGAUAGAAAAAGAGGAAGCAAGUAGAAAACAUUCACAUGAUGAUCAAAAGGCACUCGAACAUCUCCGAAAAGUCCAUCUGUCACAAGUAAUCGCUUCCCAACAGUUGUCAGCUGCAGAAUCAUCAUCCGAGAAGUCCAUGGUGGCGGGAUCAAAAUCAAUUCAAAGGUUGCAGAAAAGCAUGAAAAUUUUAGAUCAAACAGAUAAACAAAUAGUCUCUGUAGUUAAACAAAGAUAUAUAAAAGACCGUCCUAUAGAUGUUAUCAACAAACUUAUAGAGGUUUCACAAAUGCAACACAGUUUGCUUGGAUUGGUUGCUGAACGCGCAAGAGAAGAACUUGUUCAAUCUGUUUCCAGAACUGAAACAAAGGACAAACAGAUUGAAACAUUGGAAAAGAGAGCCGAGGCAGAAAAAUUAGAUUAUCUCCAGAUGGUGAGAAAAAUAUUAGCAUCCAUAUCAUCUAAAAGAUCUUAUAGAAAUCUAAGUUGGUCUGAAAGACAGUCACUACAAGGUGUCCAUAAGGAGUUAGAGAAUAUCAGAUCAAUGCAGAUCAAACUCGAAGAAAAUGUCAGAAACAUGGAAAGAAAUCAAGAGAAGUCCGUUAAAAAGGUUGAUUUAUCUUCCAUUAAAAAACUUGUUGCGAAAUGUAAAGCCAUCCAAGACAACAUUGAAAAGGUAGAAAGCGGCAUCAGAUCAAAACGCCUUCAUCAGAUGGUGGAUGACACUACCAAGGAACCCCAAUGGCGAAUCGAAAUCCAGGAACAGAUUGUUGAAAAGGUGAAGGAACUCAUACCAGAUUCGGCAAUGAGUUCAAAAGAGAAAGAGUCCGUCCAAACGUCGUUAAAUCAUCAGGAGAAUAAAUUAGAGAAACUGCAAGAGAAGCUCCAAGAACUUCAAAUGCAAGAAUCUCAACAAAAUAGCAGUUCGUUAAGCUGGUUCUCACCAAGUCAGUCUCCUCAACCUAUCAAUACACAACAGCAGGAGGACGAACCACAAGUUGUGAUGUUUAACUCCCAAGAUAAUGCAGACUACGAUGAUGAAGACGAUGACUCACUGCCAGUAGAUGAAGUGCAAAAAAGCACACAUAAGAAAUCUCAAAGUUCGUUACAACGAAAAGGAAAGAGCCUAAACUCCAAGAUUAAAGAUUCUGCCAAACAAAAAUCUGUCAAAUCCAGUGGCCGUAAAGGAAGAAAGAGUUCAAAGCAAUCCUCGGCUCGUGGUGAUCUACUAGCAGAAACCGAAAGGGAAGUUCGUAUAUCAAUCAAGGCAGAGUACGGGUCACAGGGUGAAAAGAAGAAAUAUUUUGACAUCCAGAUUCUUGGAACACCAUCGCUGGAACAGCUGUUAUGGGAAAGGGCUCAGAUGUCACCAUUAGAGAGAAGCAGUAUAACAAAAAAAUAUCUGAAGGAAAAGAGUGAUGGUUCCGAAGAAGUAACGGCAGCUUAUCUCAAACUCAGCUGGGAACUUAAUCUUCUCCGUCACUUACACGUCCGUGCUCAUUAUGAGAGGGAAGAAAUUCCUCGAGUUGUUGAGGAACUUGGAUGGUGGACCCACGAAGCUAUCAAAGCUUUACUGUAUCCGCACUUGUCUACAGAGUACCCCCACUCCUUCCGUCCGAGAGACAGACUGGAAAUUCGCAUGGACUUCAGGAGAAACAACAAACAAUUUGAUAUAGAAUUAAAGCUUCCUGAGGAAUCCAACUUCUUCCGAGGAAUUUCGAUACCAUAUGUUGGGCCAUUCUUGUUUGAGUCGACAGAAAAUAUCAGGGGUGUAAUCCAUCGUUCCUUACAGAAGACGUUGUCUAGCUUUACAAGCCGUCUGCCAGGACAAUGUGAGGUGAAACAAAACCGCAUUCGAUCACUGGACGGCAAGGAAUACUAUGUACCAGACACAAAGGAUUGUGAAGUCGUUUUGUCCAUGGACUGUUCCUCCUCAAAACAGUUUGCCGUUAAAUCAAAGAAAGAUUCGUCCGAUCCAUCAAAAAGGUCCCUUGAAGUUCACGUAGAAGGCAGAAUGAUAGAGGUUGUUCCGAGCAGCUCCUCUGUAGACGUUAAAGUUGAUGGUAAAAAACAAGAUGUUCCAAAGGAUUCAUCCAUCAGCAUUAAGAUAUCAACUUCUUUUAGCAGCAAAGAAAAUUCAGCAAUAAAAAUCAGCCGACACCAGAGCGGGGUUUCUAUCUUAUCGUUACGAAAAGGAGUAUAUAUUACAUCAGAUGGCAGUAAAAUAUCUAUCACGAUAUCCCCACUCUACUACUCUCAAGUUUGUGGAAUGUGUGGGAACUUCGAUGGAAGACAGGAAAACGAAUACCAGAGUCCUGAGAAAGUGGAUCGCAUAGACCCUAGCUGUUUUGUCCUUGAUUAUUUGUUUCCAGACGGUAAAUGUGAUUCGGAGAGUGUUCAAAAGGAAUGUCAACAGCCCCAGGUUUCAUUUUCAUCAUCAAGAUGUAUGCCAGAGAGUAAAACCAUACGUAGAACGCGUCUGUAUAAAAAUAAAUCACAGCUCUGUCUCUCCCAAAGUCCUGUAAAGAGUUGUCCGUCUAACUGCGAGCAGAAGGAUACAAAAUCCAGGGCCGUAAAAAUGGUGUGUUUCUCUCACGAGAGUGCUAAAGCCCGCGCGUGGGAAAAGACCAGCUUCAAGCGCCCCCUAACGGAGUUGAAGUCUCAGCAAGCAGACUACACAGAAUAUGUACAAGAACCCAACAGUUGCAGAGAAAUAUAGACGGUUGGGGCUUUAUAUCACUUAUAGUUUUAUGAUAAGCGAUCCAUUAUAAAACUAGUGAUUCUAUAGGGCAUGGAAGAUGUACAGUCAUAUCAACAGGUCCUUGAGGGCUGCUUCUUUCAACGGCGCGUCCGUGCAUUAGUUUGGUUUCCAAUGUAUGCAAUCACUGUGUAGCAAGUUUUAUCAGGUUGUAACCAUUGUAUUUGCUUUCUUUCAAAUAAAUUUUGCAUGCAGCUGUAAAA
Ostrea edulis (European flat oyster) is the source of this 8226-nucleotide messenger RNA. RefSeq names its product vitellogenin-1-like. Bases 215 to 7984 code for a protein of 2589 amino acids. The record is from RefSeq and is a predicted model, not a curated record. Gene Ontology annotation, molecular function: lipid carrier activity. Gene Ontology annotation, biological process: lipid transport. NCBI's taxonomy places the organism in Eukaryota, Metazoa, Mollusca, Bivalvia, Ostreida, Ostreidae. The transcript has 30 exons.